Messenger RNA from Hydractinia symbiolongicarpus, 2971 nucleotides. Its product is annotated as oxidative stress-induced growth inhibitor 2-like. Lineage: Eukaryota; Metazoa; Cnidaria; Hydrozoa; Anthoathecata; Hydractiniidae. The coding region runs from base 351 to 1775 and encodes 474 amino acids. The transcript is spliced from 6 exons. The record is from RefSeq and is a predicted model, not a curated record.
UAGAGAGUGGGCGUUGAAUAGAAGGAGUACGGUAAGCAAGAGCAAGGAUUAUGAAGAUAAAAACGAGAACCGUCAAAAUAAAAAUGAGAACUGUCAAAAAUAAAAGUGAGAAUUGUGACAUCUCAGGGCCAUAAUUUCGUUGACCAAAACAUGCUGACGCAAAAGAUGUUACACCACCUUGUUUCCAGAUGGAUCAGCAUUUGACACGAACUGGUGAGAAAGCUGUUCAUUUGUUACAACACAGUAAGGGUGGAAAGUUUCAUGAUUUGUGUUGCUUCUCAUGCAAAGAGGAAGUUUGAGUGGAGUUGGACGGUGAUAACAGUAAAAGGUGGUUAUAGAUUUAAGUAAAGAUGCGCUUAGAAAAAAGACUGUCAACGGAAGGUACUGUGACCAGCCGUAAAGAUUUUGAUGUUGUGAUCGUUGGAAAUGGCCCAUCUGCUAUCAUCUUAUCGUAUUUUUUGUCUGGCCAUUGGCCAUAUUACAAUGGGAAGCCUAUUGACGAUCCCAUCUUAAAGGACCGACUGAAGUACAUGUCACAAAAUAAGUCCUUGGUACUCGAGGAUCUGGAAUGGUUAAGCGAAGGUGUUUACGACUCGCGCACGAUGAAUCCUGUGAGUAUAUUAUUUGAUCACCUGUACCAUCCAAACGCAGACAUGCUAACAAAUGAUGAGGCGGUCAUUGAGUGGAGAUACAAUCCGGAGAACGAGGUUCGGCACAUUGUGCUUGGACUUGGUCCCCCAGGUGGGUCGUGGCACCGCAUGACAAACUCGCAGCUCACUGUCAGUCUGGCGCAAUGGCUGGAAAUGCCGGAAUAUCCGUUUAAAGAUUGGUUUAAAGCUAACGAAUCGAAGCUGGCUAACCUGCCGAAGAUUUCGCACAAAUAUGCUGUUCAUCCGGACCGAACGAAUGCUUUGUACGUCGGAAUGUAUUACUCCGAUUACGUUAAAGCUAUGGAUUUGUCUUCAUUCUUUAUGAACAAUGUCAAAGUAACAUCUGUCACCCAGUCAACGGAGAAUUCCUCGCAAUGGAAAAUCGAAGGAAUCCAAUAUGGGGAAGACCAAACGACAGAUUUUUCUGUUAUCUCAGAUAAUGUUGCACUUGCUUCAGGCGCGUUUAACCAUCCUCGAAAUUUGAAUGUUCCUGGUGAACAUUACUCGUUUGUACAUCAUAAACUCCCAGAUUUAGAAACUCUUCAUUCACAUAAUUGUCCGGUAGUGGUGGUUGGAUGCGGCCUGGUGGCGUUAGAUGCCGUUCUUAAUUUAAUGUCCAUGAAGAUACCAGUACUACAUGUGUUCAGACGGAACGCUAAAGAUCCCGAGCUCGUCUUAAACCAGCUCUCCUCCGCAUAUGCUGAUUAUUUGAAGCUUAAACCCCUGAUGACCACGAAGUCGCAGAUCAACGAAUACUACACGCCCUACGCACAACACAACCUAGCCGAAAUUUUGCCAAAUAAAGAAGUUAUUAUCGAACACGUGAACAAAAAAUUUAGAUUUAAAAUUCACGUCAGCAAAGUUCUCAUACACGUCGGUCUGUUGCCGGACUUAUCUAUUUUACCCAAUUCGGAUUUGUUAAAAGAGGAUCCCGAAUCGGAAUUCAACAUAAAGACUAACCCGUUAGAUAUAGACCUGUUUACGUAUGAAUGUAGGUCCCGCAAGGGCUUGUAUGCAUUGGGACCGCUUGUAGGUGACAAUUUUGUUCGAUUUAUAUCAGGCGGCGCUUUAGCCAUUACACAUGGUUUGUUCAGGAACGAGUGUUCUUCUGACGAGAGCGAGUGAGUAGGAAUUUUUGUUUAUUUUUAUUUGAUGUUAAAUUAUGAAAUUAGGAAAUACGAAAUAGGAAGAGUACCGAAUACCGGAUUCAAAAAACCCGGAAUUAUCGGAUUUAGUACUAAAAUAGUCAAAACCCUGGGUUUUUGGCGCUUGGUAUUUUUCACCAUAUAAAAAGAGAAAAAAAGUGACUUGUUUCAUCCACGAAUCUAUUUUGCAUACACCAGAAUAGAAAUUUAAAACGAAAUUAUUAAUUGAUGCGUGUUGACAGCGUCUAUAGUUGAUUCCAUCAUUUGUUUACCGUUUGCUUAACCUCCAUUUGUGGAGUGUUGGUACAAGUAUUUAGGGUGCUGAGAGAUCUUAUCAAUUAUGAAAAGUGUAGUUACUUUGUUGGUACACGCUGGUUUUUUUUUAAUCAAUUGUUAAAAGUGCGAGAUUUAUCCCUAUGCAUAGAUACUGUAUAUAAAAAAAAACGAUUCCAUCUAGUUUAAUUCAUAAAAAAAACCGAUUCCAUCUAGUUUAAUUCAAUAUUUUAAUCUUAUCUAUCUCUAUCAUGUUCUUAAAAAUGUUAUGCUUUAUUGGAAAAUUUUUAAUUAGACAAUGAGUCUUCCAAAACGUGCGUUAUUUGCCUUUCUAAAAUACGAGUCUGUGGAUUCUUACAAUUUAAAUGUGUUGGUCACACGUGUAACGUUUAUAUCAAAAAUUUUUCUCUUGUUGUUUUUUGUUUGAGGAGUCUACAUUUUCGGCGGAAAAAAGUUCUUAAAAAAACGAAAAUAUUUUUUUUUAAAUCACACACAGACAUGUAAUUAUAUGGAUUAAUUAGAAAAAAACACAAUUUCUCCAACCUUUGUGGGAGAUUUGGAAAUUAGGUUGCGAACCAUGAUUUAUUUAUUGUGAGAAAAAUUAUAAAAUAGUUUCAAGUAUUAUUAUUAAAGAAAUAUUAGUUUACCUUUUAAACCUCAGUUAAAUAAGACUCUAGAUUCUUUCUGCCUUGGUAACUAAUGUUUGGUAGCUGAAACUUUAGCUAGCUUAUAAAACGCCAUUAUGUGAAGUUUAUUAGUAACGCCCGUCAGAAUUUUUAUAAAUCAAUUUUUUAGUCAAGUUGAUUUUAUACUUUUUUGUUAUUGUUUAUUAUUGUGUAUUAUAUUUUUCAAAAAACAAAUAAAAAUGAAGUUAUAGAAAAGAUGUAACAAUAAGAUAAUAAA